CGACCCGUUAGCGCCCGUGGCUCGCUAGCGCACGCGGCUCGUUAGCGCACGCGGCCCGUUAGCGCACGCGGCUCGUUAGCGCACGCGGCCCGUUAGCGCCCGUGGCUCGCUAGCGCACGCUGCCCGUCAGACAGAACCAACCCGCCAAAAUUAAGUUCUGCUGAAAAGCGGACUUUCAGAGCGCUGGAGAAUCCACCUUAGCACUUGUUGAUGAUUGACGCAGCGGUUUGAUCACUUUUCCGCCAUUUGUGUUUUCUUUUUGCGAGAUGGUUUCUGUCAGAAAAGAGGUUGAGUCAGGAAGCAGAGGUGAGGGAGGGAGACAAGAGAAAGACAAAGAUAAAUGGGUGGAUUACUCUGAAGGACGAAGCUGUAAGAAAGAAAGAAAAGCAGCUUUCGGGAUGACAGUUUCUUCUGGCUUCUUUAUGAUGUAGCCAAACCUCGGCCAGUCAUUUAAAAAAUAUUUUAACAUUUUAGGUGCUGGUGAAAAUUUUUUAAAACACUCAGUUCUGCAGAUCCCAUGAGAAUAAAAAAUGUGUUUCUAGGCAAAACAUGGAAUCAUAUGUAAGAGGAACAUUGUUAUGCGCAUUGUUAAUAAAAUAUGCGUGUUUUAUAAGUUGCCAGUUGUUUGCAGAAAUUGAUGUGGCGUCUGAAGGAUUUCAAAUGAUUAUUUUGUCCAGAUGUGAUGUAGGCCGUGGGCAGGUCACCCUGUCUGAAGGCGAAGACUAUUAUUAUUGAUAUCAUUUCAGUACUAUUUAGAUGGUACGUAGAAAUGAUUAUUUAAAUUCAUAUUUCAGUCUAUUGUCUUCAGCUGAGGGAAAGGAACCAGUCAUUAUUCAAUCAAUUUAAGGCCCUGAGUCUGCUAACAGGUGCAUGGAUAAAAGUUGAUUUUUAAAAAAGAAUUUAAAAAAAGAAACAUCUGGAUUUCUGGAUGGCAUUGUUUUCUACUCAUGUUCCUGGAGUCCCCUAACACAGCCCUUUUAAAUAUGCAAUGCAGUCCUAUAUUAACAUAUAUUAUGCUACCAUAUAAGUACAAAUAACCACACAUCUUUAAGGCUUUUGCUCAAUACAAAUAUAAUUUUCCAAUGAUUAUGGAAAGUUCAUUAUGAUCUCUUCUCCUGUGUAAUCCCACUCCCUGCUGAAAGUACUGAACACAGGGCAAGGUGUGAUUCGGCAAACAUGUAAAGUCAAAUUACUUUCCGGGCGUCAGAGAGAUGAAUAUUGCAACAGGUGAUGUCAGUGUGUGCUAUAAAGCGGGAGUUCCAGGAGGUCCGCACACAGAGUAGCUAUUCGCCUCGUGCACCGAUCCCGCCCCUCGCCUAGACCAGCUCGCCUCAGCUUUCAGAAUCAUGGGCAGCGCAAGACUCCUCCUCCUCGUCUGCUUCACGCUCAUCUUGCUCGCGCGCUGUGAUGACUCGCUGGAAGCUCGCUCUCUGGAAAACCCCAUCAAGACGUCCGAAGAGAAGGAACUGAUCGAAGCUUUACAGGAGGUUCUAGAGAAGCUGAAGAAUAAGCAAAUGCCUUCUGCGGAGAAGAAGUUGGGCUGGCUGCCGUCGUGCGAUGCAGGUGAACAAUGCGCGAUACGCAAAGGCGCGAGAAUCGGACAGUUAUGCGGCUGUCCGCGAGGAACUUCCUGCAACUUCUACAUCCUGAAGUGUUUGUAGAGAGAGACGCGCUGCAGCCGCUGGGACCGAGGAGCGACCUGUCGGCUGUAGAACAAGAAACAGGCCAUCAGGGCUGGAUGUCAUUGUAUAUAUUUAAAAUCCUUAGCCUCCUGACCAGAAAAAAAAAAUAUAUAUAUGCUGCAUUGCUAUAAUUCAUCACUGUUCAUCACAUUGUUUCAUACUGAUUGUGCGAUAAAAAAAGUCACCAAAUAAAAUAAAUAAUUUGUAAAAACGC
This is a messenger RNA of Anguilla rostrata (American eel), 1896 nucleotides long. RefSeq names its product cocaine- and amphetamine-regulated transcript protein-like. The transcript has 3 exons. Bases 1347 to 1661 code for a protein of 104 amino acids. Gene Ontology annotation, biological process: positive regulation of MAPK cascade; cellular response to starvation; G protein-coupled receptor signaling pathway. Gene Ontology annotation, molecular function: neuropeptide hormone activity. NCBI's taxonomy places the organism in Eukaryota, Metazoa, Chordata, Actinopteri, Anguilliformes, Anguillidae. The record is from RefSeq and is a predicted model, not a curated record.